GGUGCUGUGCGGAGGGAGUGUGAACGACGGGAAUGUGGAGACACCGGCACGCAGAAAUAUUAUCCGUAUCGUGAGACACGAAACGGUUCGGUAAUCGGCUCAAUUAAAAGCGCAAAUCACACACAAUGGAUGAACUUGAUGACCGUGAUGGAAGUGCUGUGAAGUCUCCGAUCAGAAGACUGGGAUCCACUCGCAAGUUGCUGGUCCUUAAUAAAGGCGAUAAAUCCAGCGAACUGGCGGCUAGAGCACAAGAGGAAUGUUGCCGCAUGACUAAAGAUAUUCGAGCCCAGCUGUCAGAACAGCUGCGCUGUCUGGACUGCCGGUUGGAGUCUCAGGUGUCCCUGGUUGAAGAGCUAAAGGACUACUUCCGGCGUCGUGCUGAAGUGGAACUAGAUUACAGCAAGAACCUAGAGAAACUUGCUCGUACCCUGCAGAUGAGACACAAGGAACAGCGCCAAAAACGAGAACAAUGGCCACUCUUCUCUAGCUACUCCUGUUGGCAGCAGCUUAUCACACAGACUAAGAAUCUGAGCAAAGACCAUGCAGUUCUGUCUGACAUAUACUCCACUCACGUUGUGGGCCGUUUCACGCAAGUUGCAGAGGAUGUACAACGCAUUUAUCGGAGGUGCCGGGAGAUUGGCUAUGAAACGCAUGAAGAGAUCUUGCGUGUACUUCACGAACUUCACACAACAAUGAAAACUUACCACAGCUAUCAGGCAGAGUGCCGGCAAGCUGAAACAAAACUCAGAGUUGCAGAAGCACAGCGAUUGAAGCUUGAACAAAGUCUGCCAAAGGACAAGCUUGACCGUUCCAAGAAGUAUCGCCUGAUUGAAAAAGAAGUACAAAAGCGCAAGAACAAGUACAAUGACGCCAAGCUGAAGGCACUUAAGGCCCGUAAUGAGUACGUGCUAUGCCUUGAAGCCUCUAACACUACUAUUCACAAGUAUUUUGUUGAUGAUCUCUCUGACCUAAUAGACUGCAUGGACUUUGGUUUCCACAACUGCAUUUCUCGAGCACUCUUAAUGCAUGUGAGUGCAGAGGAAACAUGUGCACGUUCUCUGCAAGUGGGUCUAGACCAGAUGACAAGCUCUGUUGGUGCUCUCGACUCGCGACUUGAUAAGCAGAGGUUUCUUGAGGCUCAUCACUCAGCCUUCCUCAUCCCAAAGAAGUUUGAGUUCCAGGGUCAGCGAGAUGAGGGUGCUGACAGUGAGCUACAGAAGUCCCUCCGUGAUGAACUUGAUGCACGACUGCGACAGUUGCAGAAUCGUGUCACGUCCUUAAGGACUGAAUCUGAAGAAGUGUGGAAGACAUUAGAAACUGCAGAAUCUACUCUGCUGGAGAUGCUGGAUGCUCGUGACUAUGACUGUACCUCAUACUUCAACGAAUCCACUACCAGUGCUGCAGUCACAACAAGGCAGCCUGAAGCGCUGUCCCUUAAAUUACGUGCAGAUCGCCACGAGACUGAAGAGUUUUACAUGACGAAAUUCAGAGAGUACCUGAUGAGCACGUCUCGUAUUGCCCGGUUGGACGCAAAGCAGGAGUACCUGAGAGGCCUUUUGGAGAAGGAACGUUCGGGAGAUGGCUCUCCGACAUCCUUACGAUCAGGCACAGGGGCUGGCCCCCCUGGUUCAGGGAACGGAAAGCCGCCACGUCGAAAACGGAUAGGUCGGCCUCAGUUGGGUGGUCAUGGGCAACCAAAGUUAUUUGGAGGGAGCCUGGAAGAGUUUUUGGAAGCCACGGGUCAUGACAUUCCUUUGGUGUUGAAGAGCUGCAUAAGGGUUAUCAACUUGUAUGGUCUUCAUCAUCAGGGAAUAUUUAGAGUGUCUGGUUCCCAAGUGGAGAUAAACAAUUUCAGGGAUGCAUUUGAACGUGGAGAAGACCCACUGGCUGAUGUUACUGAUGCCUCGGAUAUAAAUUCAGUGGCAGGAGUGCUCAAACUAUACUUGAGAGAGCUUCGUGAACCUCUCUUUCCAAUAAUAUAUUUUGAGCAUUUCAUGGAACUGGCACAGCUGGAGUCUAAACAUGAGUUCGUUGUGAAAAUGCGAGAACUAGUCCAGAGCCUUCCUAGAUCUGUGGUUAUUGUAAUGAGAUAUUUAUUUGCAUUUCUGAAUCAUCUUUCAGAGUUCAGCGAUGAGAACAUGAUGGAUCCAUACAACUUGGCAAUUUGCUUUGGUCCCACAUUGGUACCUGUGCCAGAAGAAAAGGAGCAGUACCAAGUACAGUACCAGAAUCAAGUUAACGAACUCAUCAAAAACAUAAUACUUUACCAUGAGGAUAUAUUUCCACUUGAUGGAGGGCCUGUGUAUGAGAAAUUUAUUAGCAAAGAACCAGACGAAAAUGAUGUUGGUGACUCUCCAUCUGACCAUAUCCCGGAGGACAUGGAUUCUGAAGUGUAUCCUUCAGAGGACGAAUCAGAAUGCAUGGAGGCGACUGCACAGUUUGACUUCAUGGCACGCUCAGAUCGUGAACUGAGCUUCAAAAAAGGAGACCACUUGGUGCUGUUUUCGCAAGUUUCCAAUGACUGGUGGCGUGGCAGCAUAGAUGGUCGUGAAGGACUUGUGCCUGACAAAUAUAUUCUUCUCAAAAUCAGGGAUGAGGACAGAGAGAAACUGGAAGGCACUGGGCUGCGUUCCAGCUCAUCAGAGGAAUCCGUACGGCGGCGAGCGUCCGCCUCUGGGUCUGAGGGCUCUGUGCCGUCAGGCUCAGGGUCGUCACCGUCGCCACUGGCUGCUGUCGCGCCGUCAGCGUGGCCACUUCCCCUUGCGGAUACUCCUCAUCAAGAGGUACUGGAGACCACUAUGAUGCAGAUAGUCAACCAGGUGACUCCAGCAGCAGAAGAACCUCAGGCCCCUGAAGAAGAAAGUACAGAAACGAUGGUCCCUGCUGAUGUGCGAUGCCAGUCACCUCUUCCCAAUGUGAUACAGACUCCAGAAAUGGAGGAAGCUGGUGCCAGUGACAGUGGAGCAACACAGGAGGCCCCAUUAGCAGCAAGCAGCCCAUCAGUUCCUGUUGCUCCCAGCCUCAGCCCACCAGCUGUUGUUAAUUUUUCACAGAGCCGCGAGAUUUGGCGCCGCAGGGCUGAAGCGGCUUCUGCCUGUUCACUUACACCUAAGCCUACCCAAGCUCCCUCACCUGUCCCAUCACCGUCACCCGUACCGACACUUCGACAGAAACAGACCCCUGAUCUCGUGAUGGACUUGCCUGACAAGUCACCGUCGCCACCCGACGAAAGCAAUCGAAGUACUGGACCGGAAAGUCCAGAUAUGACCACUGCUGCUGAGCGUUUUGCGAAACAGAACCAGUGCACUCUUAAAAAGAACACAAAGGUCAGUAGUGUGGCAUCUGCAUGUCCUGCAGCUGGUACCCAGCAACAAACGGAUGCACAGACACAGACACAACGUGCACGUCAGGCUGUGUCUCCUGCAACCAAGCCUGCACCACCACCAUCAAAACCUCAGGUAAAAGUCAAGCCACAAGUCUUGAGAAAGCCAGUUCUGCCAGCAGCACCAGUUCAACCCUCACCAGAACCCAUUCGUAAGGAUAGGCCUACCUCUCAGGAACAACAUGCAGCUGACUGAAGAGGCUGUAGUUACAGUCUGUUGAAUUGGUGCUAAAUUGUUUGCACUAAUACAGGAAUUAUACUAUAGUCAUCCUCAAGAUACAGUAAAGAUGUACCUUCAGAUUUCUUUUAAAAAAAAAUAAAACUCUUGCUUUGUGAACUUGGAUCCACAGCUGCAGUUAUGGCCAUGUACAGACAAUACUCAACAUAUAUGUAAUUUGCAGUGUCUCAUGGUGGCCUUGCCAAUUGGUGGUGCCUGGUACUCCCUCCUUGCUAAAGUAAUAUAGUAGU
Messenger RNA from Schistocerca piceifrons (Central American locust), 3850 nucleotides. Its product is annotated as SLIT-ROBO Rho GTPase-activating protein 1-like. Gene Ontology annotation, cellular component: cytoplasm. Gene Ontology annotation, biological process: signal transduction; negative regulation of cell migration. The record is from RefSeq and is a predicted model, not a curated record. Lineage: Eukaryota; Metazoa; Arthropoda; Insecta; Orthoptera; Acrididae. The coding region runs from base 126 to 3578 and encodes 1150 amino acids. The transcript has 16 exons. Gene Ontology annotation, molecular function: protein binding.